Messenger RNA from Lactuca saligna, 2553 nucleotides. The record is from the annotation of a GenBank genome assembly. Lineage: Eukaryota; Viridiplantae; Streptophyta; Magnoliopsida; Asterales; Asteraceae.
AUGGAGGGCACAUUCCUCCCAAACAGACCAGCUCUCCCUCUCCAGUUGACAAAACCUACACAAUCAACCCAACAACAAAGACUCGGAUUCAAUCCAACAACUCUCCCGCCACAACCACCGUCUCCGCAAUCUUUCCCCAUUGAUCCUCUCGUCCAACACCUCAUUCACCUCUCUUCACCGCCACCGACCACCACCCACAAGCAGAAACCUAUACGAUCAGUAAAAUCAAGCAACACCCACAUCGAAUUCCCUUCUACUCGCAGUUACUCAAAAAAGCAUGCCCCCAAUCGAACACAUUUCAGGAAGCCUUAUUCGAGUUCACUUCUUACCCUUGAAGACCCGAAAGUUCAAUUGGCGGGUAUUGAUGGUGAUGGUGAUGGGUCGCUUGAUUUUCUUUCAAUUGAGUGUAAGUCUAUGCUGGAUUCUAUCUUGGAACAGUCUUCAUCCAGUUUACAUUUAUUCUUUUAUUCCGUUAAGUUCAAAUUGAUUGAACUCGAUUUGAUUAGCCUAUUAAAGGGUUUAGAUCUUUCGGGUAACUGGGAAAAAGCCCUUUCUCUGUUCGAAUGGGCACUGGAGGAUUCAAGGACUAAUCAAAGCUUCAAUAUUGACAACCAAAUGAUCGAAUUAAUGGUCAAAAUCUUGGGUAGGGAGUCGCAACAUACGAUCAUGUCAAAGCUCUUUGAUAAGUAUGGUGUUGGGGAUUAUUCUCUAGAUGUUCGUGCUUUCACUACUAUUAUCCAUUCGCAUUCAUGUACAGGAAAGUAUGAAAAAGCCAUUUACUUGUUUGAUCGCAUGAAAGCAAUUGGACUUUCCCCAAAUUUGGUCACUUACAAUGUAAUGUUGGAUGUUUAUGGGAAAAUGGGUCGUUCUUGGGACAAAAUCUUGAAUCUGUUAACUGAAAUGAAAACCGAAAAGCUUGAAUUCGAUGAGUUCACUUGUAGUACAGUGAUAUCCGCAUGUGGUAGAGAAGGUUUAUUAGAGGAAGCAAAGACAUUUUUCGCGAGUCUAAAAGCUCAAGGCUAUAAACCAGGAAUCUUUACAUACAAUUCUCUACUCCAAGUGUUUGGGAAGGCUGGAAUGUACUUAGAGGCAUUAAACAUCUUGAAAGAAAUGGAGGAAAACAAUUGCACACCCGAUUUAGUCACUUAUAAUGAGCUUGUGGCUGCUUAUGUGAGAGCAGGGUUCCAUGAAAAGGGGGUUGAUUUAAUCAACACAAUGGCUCAAAAGGGUCUAAAACCGAAUGCAAUCACGUAUACAACGGUUAUAGAUGCAUAUGGGAAAUGUGGAAAAGAAGAUAAGGCGUUGAGUCUAUUUAAUGUAAUGAAGAAAUCCGGUUGUGUUCCUAAUGUUUGUACUUAUAAUGCGAUUCUUGGAAUGUUAGGUCGAAAAUCGAGGUCCGAAGAGAUGAUGGAGAUUCUUCUCGAUAUGAAAUCGAAUCGAAUUUCACCAAAUCGUGUCACAUGGAACACGAUGCUUGCUAUGUGUGGGCAAAAGGGUAUGCAUCUUUAUAUGAAUUGGGUGUUACGUGAGAUGAAAAGUUGUGGUUUUGAACCCGAUAGGGACACGUUCAACACAUUGAUAAGUGCAUAUGGGAGGUGUGGAUUGGAGAUUGAUGCGGGUGAAGUUUAUCGGGAGAUGAUUAAAGUCGGGUUUAAUCCGUGUAUUACAACUUAUAACGCGCUUUUGAACGCCUUAGCUCGUAAAGGGGAUUGGAAAUCUGGGGAAUCGGUGAUUCUAGACAUGAAAAGUAAAGGGUUUAAGCUUACUGAAACCUCAUAUUCUUUGAUGCUUCAUUGCUACUCAAAAGGUCAAAACUUUAAAGGGUUAGAUGCUAUGGCAAAAGAGAUAUACGAAGGGAAGAUCUUUCCAAGUUGGAUGCUUCUUAGAACCCUAAUCCUCGCAAAUUUCAAAUGUCGAUCGCUUUCCGGGAUGGAAAAAGCAUUUCAAGAAUUGCAAAAACACGGGUACAAACCGGAUCUUGUUAUAUUCAACUCCAUGCUUUCGAUUUAUGCAAGAAACAAGAUUUAUGAUCGGGCCCGCAAGAUUCUUGACUUGAUUCAUGAAAACGGAUUGCAACCGGAUCUUGUGACUUUUAACACAUUAAUGGAUAUGUAUGCAAGAACUGGCGAGUGUUGGGAAGCCGAAGAGAUUCUCAAAAGUGUACAAAAUUCGGGUAGAAAACCGGAUCUUGUGUCAUAUAAUACCGUGAUAAAAGCGUUUUGUAGGCAAGGUUUAAUGGAUGAAGCUAGAAGGGUACUUUCGGAAAUGACAAAUAACGGGAUUCGGCCAUGUAUUGUUACAUAUAACACAUUUGUUGCGGGGUUUGCGGCUCAGGGUUCGUUUUUAGAAGUAAACGAUGUGAUUAGUUAUAUGAUUGAGCAUGAUUGUAAGCCAAAUAUGUUAACUUAUAAGACAAUUGUGGAUGGAUAUUGUAGAGCUAAGAAGUAUCAAGAAGCGUUAGAGUUUGUGGGGAAUAUUAGAAAAAUGGAUAGUUCGUUUGAUGAGCAUAGUUUGCAAAUGCUUGCUUCUUGUGCUCGGACAAAUGUGUUAUGA